UCCUUAAAGAAGAAGGAAUCCUACUCCAAUAAGGAGUUGGAAAUUCUCUUUGAGUUCUAUUCAAACAAGGAGAUAGCAAUUUUGUUUAUUCCUUCCUAAGUUAGGAAUCCUACUACAUUAAGGAAUAGUCAAGUCAAUUCCUACUAGGAAGUGCUUGAACUGAUCUGUUCGUUUUAAUUUGUUUAGAUUGCUGCAAAAUAACUUGAAUUGAGCUUGUUUAGUUCAAUAAGGAACUGAAAGAGGAAAGUUGAGUGAGGGAAAAAGGCAAGAGGUGUGAGCAACAUUUGAGAGAAAAGCCAAGUUCUACAGUGUGCGAAACACGUGUUAAGUGCCAUUCUGUGAGAGAGUGGAGUGAAACACGUAAGGGAGUGUUGUGAGGUCCUUUUAUUUUCUAUUUCUAACAUUCCUUGCAGGUUUCAAUCAUGUCAAGCGGUGAUGAUAGAAAACACCAAGUGGAUGAUUCCUUCAUGCUCAAAGCUAUGCAACAACAAUUUCAGAGGCUAGACAUCAUGUUUGGUGAAAUUAUAGACAAAAUGGAGAAGCAAGAUGCAGCCAUUGCCAAGUUAUACCAAAUACAGAAUGGUAGUCCAAAUUUGCAUAAUCAUGAUCUUGAUGACAAUGAUGAAGAUGCAUUCAACGAUGAUGCCCAGAACUCAAAUUUCAGCAUGGACAGAUUUAUGAAAGGCCUUACUCAAGGGUCCAAAAGCGUUGAGGAUUAUCACAAGGAGAUGGAAAUCGCAAUGGUUAGAGCGAAUGUUGAAGAGGGUAGAAAAGCAACAAUGGCACGGUUUCUGCAUGGUUUAAAUUGUGAUAUAGCUAAUGUGGUGGAACUGCAGCAUUAUGUUGAAUUAGAGGAUAUGGUGCACAUGGCAAUGAAAGUAAAAAGGCAACUCAAGCGUAAAGGUGCCACCACUAUAACUGGGCAAAAUCCAGGUUCCUCAUUUUCUUUGAAACCAAAUUGGAGCAAGAAGGAAGAAAAUUCUACUUUUAAGCCUAAAACUUUAGCAUCUAAGUCAAAAGACGUUGGCAGCAGUGAGAAGAGUAAAAUUGACAGUAUGCAAGGUAGAAACCGAGACAUUAAGCGUUUUCGAUGCUUGGGAAGAGGGCAUAUUGCAUCGCAAUGCCCUAAUAAGCACACGAUGAUCCUGAAAGAGGAUGGAGCAAUUGAAACAGAGGGUGAAUCUGAUGAUGACUCUAUGCCACCAUUGGAAGAUGCUGAUGAUGGCAUGGAAUAUGUUGUUGAUAGAGAACUGCUUGUCACUAGGUGUGCUUUGAAUGUGCAAGCCAAAGAAGAUGAUGAAGUACAAUGCGACAACAUAUUUCACACGAGGUGCCAUAUCAAAAAUAAGGACUUCAAGGACGUGUUUCCAGAAGACAUCCCUAAUGGUUUACCACCAACAAGAGGAAUUGAGCAUCAAAUUGACUUCAUUAUAGGUGCAACAAUUCCAAACCGACUAGCAUAUCGAAGCAACCCCAAUGAGACAAAAAAACUUCAAAAGCAAGUUGAAGAACUCAUGAAGAAGGGGCAUGUGAGAGAAAGCAUGAGUCCAUGUGCAGUUCCAAUGUUACUUGUGCCUAAGAAGGAUGGGAGUUGGCGUAUGUGCGUUGAUUGUCAUGCUAUCAACAAAAUCACUGUAAAGUAUCGUCACCCUAUUCCUAGAUUAGAUGACAUGUUAAAUGAACUGCAUGGUGACGAGUUGAGGACAAAUCCUUUUGAGGAGAGAAGGAAUGAUGGGAAUCAAGAUGACCCCACAUGUACCACGUCAAGAGAUCCAUUACACAUUCCAAGAGGUCCAAUCACAAGAGCUAAAGCUAGGAAGAUGCGAGAAGCUUUAAAUGGCCUUAUUGAGCAGAUCUGGGUUGAUAACAACAUGCAAGAAGUGAAUUGAAGCUUGGAUAAUUAUCAAGGCAUGAUAAACAUCAUUCAAGUUCAAGAGAAGCUUAAUUGAGGUCAUUUAUGCUAAAUUACAUAGUCUGCAUCAAUCUCGCAAUUCUGUUGCAAUUUGUAACAAACUGAUAUUUCAUGU
Messenger RNA from Rubroshorea leprosula, 2027 nucleotides. The record is from the annotation of a GenBank genome assembly. Lineage: Eukaryota; Viridiplantae; Streptophyta; Magnoliopsida; Malvales; Dipterocarpaceae.